Saccostrea cuccullata (small rock oyster) is the source of this 1789-nucleotide messenger RNA. RefSeq lists its product as uncharacterized. The coding region runs from base 129 to 1784 and encodes 551 amino acids. The record is from RefSeq and is a predicted model, not a curated record. The transcript has 2 exons. Lineage: Eukaryota; Metazoa; Mollusca; Bivalvia; Ostreida; Ostreidae. Gene Ontology annotation, molecular function: zinc ion binding.
CUCUCUUACCUGAUCAGAUGAUGCAGGACGGUUCUAAAUCGAAAGUUGAUGAAAUGAAUUUGCCCUAGGCCUAUAUAAAAGCUUUUAUUCGAUGCGAGUAAAAUUUUAAAGCAGAAGACCUGGUAAUCAUGGCCAGCAACAUCAGCAGAGCGCAGGAGAUCAUUCUCUGUCAUCUUUGUGAUGCGAAAGCUAUUGUACUUUUCUGUAAUCCCUGUCAGGUCAACUUAUGCGAGGAAUGCGUAGGGAAACACUAUAUGACGUCAUCGUCUGCCGUACACGAGAUUGUCAAAUACAAAGACAGAAAAUCUCAUCUUAUUUUUACAAACUGCGAGUCUCACAAGAGUGAAAAAUGUACAGUUCAUUGUCAAAUCUGUGAUAUACCAGUUUGUAUAAAAUGUUUGACAGGGGUCCAUAAAGGACAUGAGGCUUCUGAUUUCUCGGAAAUAGUUGAAUCAAAAAAACGCCAGAUCGAAGAAAACACUGCUCACCUUGAAAAUGCAAUUCCUCAGUUUGACCAAGCCGAUGCAAGGAUCGCAACAAAUUUGGCAGAUUUUAUUUCAAGAUGUGAUGAAUUGCAAAUAGGUGUAGACAAAUGUGGAAAAGAAUGGCAUCGCAUCGUUGAUGAAAUCGUCGAUAAAAACCAAAAAGACAUCGCCAAGAUGAAAGAAGAUAGAAUUCGAGAAUUAAGAGGUUACCAAGACGAAAACAAGAACACACAGCAAUUAUUAAUGGAAACUUUUAGGCAGAAUCGAAAGAUUAUUGAGUCUGUUGAUGCAAGUGCGAUCAACGAAUACAAAUAUAAAGAAGGGGAACUGCAUCUAAGAGGACCUUUAGAAGUUAAAGUUAAUCUACCAACCUUUGUUCCCGGGCAGGUAAAUUUAUCCGAACUAUUUGGAAAUUUUGGGAAACUUCACUUGACCAGUAUAUCAACGUCAAUGUCUAAUACUGCAGCAUCCUAUACCGCCCCAACCACAAAGAAACUGUUGGAAGAAAUUAUUCAAAUCGCAGAAUUUAAGACUAAUGACAAUCUAAGGCAUCUGUGUUGUACUGGUACAGAGGAGGUUUGGGUGAGUUACGAUAAGAAGUCGAAGAUCGAAUGUAUGAAUAUACAUGGAUCAGUCAGGAAGUCUUGUAUUUCCAUUUGUAUGGACUGGAGUGGUUACCCAAGUGGCAUUUCUGUAACAAAUAAAGGAGAACUAGUGUAUACAGAUAAAAAGAGUAGAAGUGUUAAUGCUUAUCAAGAUGGAAGACAUUCCUUUUUCAUCAUGGUGGAACAGGGAUGGCAACCCAUGGCGGUGUAUUGUACAAAAUUGGAGGAAUUACUUGUCUCUUUGAAAUUGGUGGAUGAUCGUGCGUGUAAAAUUGUCCGUUACAAAGGACAAACAAUCACUCAGGAAAUGAUCGAGGAUAACCGGAGUGAUCCGUUAUAUAAAGGAGGAAAUAAGAUGCUCUAUGUGACGGAAAACGUCAAUGGUGACGUCGUUGCUUCUGAUUGCAAUGCCAAACGCGUUGUCGUAGUUAAUAGUGCAGGUACACUCCGAUAUCAUUUCAAAGGACAUAAGUCGAUCAAGGGUAAAUUUACUCCUGGUUCCAUUGUCACUGAUUCAAAGGGUCGUAUCUUGGUGGAAGAUGAUGGGAAUAAUUGUAUCCAAAUCAUCGAUCAGGAUGGACAGUAUUUAAGACAUCUGAAUUAUUGUGGCAUCUUGAGUUUAGAUACACUCGGGCGACUGUGGGUGGGAAAGUUUAUUGGAAACAAAGUGAAUGUGAUUAAAUAUACAAAAUAAUAAAA